AUGUCUGAAGAGGUUCACAAGUUGGAAAACUGUCUUGCAACGGUCUUCAACUUCCCUACGUUAUUUUUCACCUGCCUUUUCAUCUACAUCUACAGGAAGUUCUGCAUGGGUUCUGGAAUAAACGUGCUGCCUGGCCCCUGGUGUCUUCCUCUAGUGGGAUAUUACCCCUUCCUGGGAGAGAAGGCUCAUUUAACACUGACACGACUGGGCAAUAAGUAUGGUCCUGUAUUCCGUCUGUCGCUUGGGAUGAGUGAAGUCAUUGUGAUCAACUCCAGACAACUAGCCAAAGAAGCUCUCGUAGGGAAGGGAGAUGAUUUUGCAGACAAGCCACGCUUAAAACUUCUAAGUAUCUUGCCGAAGAAUGCAACUUACUCAUUCCAUCCAUUUGAUGAGUUCUGGAAGUUGCAACACAAAACAUUAUUACCAGUUUGGAACAGGUAUAUCCAAUCUUCCAGAAGCACCAUCGAACAAAUAAUCAGCAGUGAAGUGGAACACUUUGAAUCAAUGGUUAGUCCAGCUACUUCUUUCCAUCUCUUCAAAGAUCUAAGAAGAUCAGUGUUUAGUAUCAUCUACCAAGUCUGCUAUGGAAGAUCGACAAACAUUCAUACCAAUCGCGACUUUCUGUAUAGCAUCGAGUUAUAUGAAAAUAGUCCAAUAUUUCCCACUGGAAAAAACUUGUUUCACUUUAUCAACUUCUUGCCAUGGAUUUCAUACUUUCUCCCAACAUAUGAAAGGAACUUGCGUGCUUGCUUCAAACGCAUUAGUGAAUACCAUGUCAGAAAAAUGAACCAAUUGAUUAACACGUCGGGACAUUGUGAAUGCUUUGCAUAUCAGCUCGGUAAAACCUGUGAGGACAUUUCAGAAAAUGUUCCAGAAACUGUAUCAAAAGGGGUUUUUCUGUCAAUAAAUGCGAUAUUUGGCGGUGCUACAUUUGCUCCUCUUAAUGUCCUUGUAGAAGCAUUAUGUCUGAUGGCAGUGUACCCAGAUAUCCAACAGAGAGUUAGAAAGGAGAUACAUUCAGUUGUAAGCAGUGACCAACGUCCAGGUUGGCAGGACCGCCCCCGUUUGCCCUUUUCUGAUGCCGUUCUCUUGGAGACUCUCCGAUUCAGGCCAUCAGAUGGCGUGAUCCUACCACAUUCGACUCUUUGCAAUACAUCUCUCCAUGGCUUUGAUAUCACGAAAGGAACAGUCGUUCUCUUCAAUAUUCAUGCCAUGCAUUUUGACCAAACAGAUUGGCACAGGCCAGAAGAGUUCCUGCCGGAGAGGUUUCUUGACAGCAAUGGUAAGGUGGACCAAGUUUCUCGCAGCAAGUUGAUGUCUUUUUCGGCAGGAAAGAGAAAAUGUAUAGGUGAAGCAUUUGUGAAGAUGGAGCUGUUGUUACUUUUCACAGGACUGCUUCAAAAAUGUGAAUUUACCCAAGGUUAUUCUGAAACUGAUUCAACAACGAAAUCGGAAAAUAUGUUGGUACGUUUAGUUAAAAAUGCCGACUAGAAUUUCUUACACAUUAGAAUUGAAAUCAUUUCUUAAUUCUACCUGGAUAUUCCACCAAAGGGAAGCUAGGUUUGGUACUGGGGACUGUUCGGUCAAUUCUACAACUUUCUUAAUAAACGAGUCAAAGUGUUA
Molecule: messenger RNA, 1623 nt
Organism: Haliotis rubra (blacklip abalone)
Lineage: Eukaryota; Metazoa; Mollusca; Gastropoda; Lepetellida; Haliotidae
Product: cytochrome P450 1A1-like
Exons: 1
Coding region: 1-1491 (496 amino acids)
Molecular function (GO): oxidoreductase activity, acting on paired donors, with incorporation or reduction of molecular oxygen; monooxygenase activity; iron ion binding
Source: RefSeq, a predicted model, not a curated record